UCAACCCGACUUUACACACGCAGGUCCCAGCAGGUGCUUAAAUACCGGUGUGUGUGACGGCUGAGCCGUGGGGGCUGUGUAGUCUCGGUUUUGUCCGCGCUGGAGCAGCAGGAUGCCCGCUGAGCCCUCCAUUGUUAUCUAUCCCUGCUGAACGAGUGACACAUAGUAGAAAGACAUCUGUAAUCACGAUCGUAGCCGCACACUGAAGUUAAGAACUUCAUCUGAAACAUGGGGAACAUUUUCGGGAAUUUGCUGAAGAGCCUCAUAGGGAAGAAGAAGGAGAUGAGGAUCUUGAUGGUUGGGCUCGAUGCUGCAGGAAAAACAACAAUCCUCUACAAGCUCAAACUGGGGGAAAUAGUCACCACCAUCCCAACCAUUGGGUUUAACGUUGAGACGGUGGAGUACAAGAACAUCAGCUUCACUGUGUGGGACGUGGGUGGGCAGGACAAGAUCCGCCCCCUCUGGAGACACUACUUUCAGAACACACAGGGUCUAAUCUUUGUGGUGGACAGUAAUGACAGAGAGCGUGUGAACGAAGCGCGAGAGGAGCUGAUGAGGAUGCUGGCUGAGGAUGAACUGAGAGAUGCGGUCCUCCUUGUGUUUGCCAACAAACAGGACUUACCGAACGCCAUGAACGCUGCAGAGAUCACAGACAAGUUGGGCUUACACUCCCUGCGUCACCGUAACUGGUACAUCCAGGCCACCUGCGCCACCAGCGGUGACGGUCUCUAUGAGGGUCUUGAUUGGCUGGCCAAUCAACUCAAGAACAAGAAAUAAGAAGAAAACGGGAACAAACAGCCAGCACCCGUCCGACUUUUUAUUUGUUUUGGGAAUGGGGGCGCGGUUAGGUUCAGGGGCUUUGAUCAAUAGGUGAAAAGCAAGAUUCUGGGGUUGGGGGAGAUUUUAGGCUUUCAUUUUAAGUCUGUUGAGGUUCUUAAUAGUUUUCAGCGCUUAAUAAAAUCAGAUUCUCAUGUACUUCAUAUUUAACCAAACACACACUCACAAAUGCACACUAAUCAUAAGCAGUCACAGCAGACACUUGCUUUUCCUGUGUCCACCUCUUGUCCUUAGGUGCAAUGUACUGUAUGUUCGUCUUUAGGUGCCGUACCAAGUCGUUUGUGACUCCGCUGAGUCGGCAAUGAGUCAAAUAGGACUUUUGUUGGUGUAUGUCUUUCAACUGUCAGUCGUCCAUACAAAGAACUGUUCUGUGUCAGUUGCACUUCCUGUUUUUCUUUUUUCCUACCAGAGCCGUUUUUGAGAACAAUCACAGCUGGCAGAUUCAUGUCACCAUAAUUAUUUUAAUUUGUGAGCAAUGCUGAGGCACUUUGGUACUCAGAUAAAGUGUGUGUGAGCGUGCACAUGUACCUGUAUGUGUUUGUGCAAGUCAGUAUUUAUCAUGAAAAAGACAAGAGGACUGGAGUUCCCCCUGUCACACGUCCUCUUACUGCCUCAUUUUGGAAAUCUUUUGAUAUCUGUCGCUUGUUUUUCUACUCCCCGCGUGGCGACCCAAAGUGUCAAAGCCGCCCUUUUUAAAUAUUUUAAAACACACAACACGUUCUCGGCCGCCUGAGCUGCAUGUAUCCUGGUAGUUCUCGCUGACAUCGUUGCCUACUUUUUCCAUCCUCUGAGCUGCAUGAACGCUGUUUGUAGAUUUUCCCCAAAUGCCCUCAUCGUGUUCUGGUGCUGUUUUUACAGUAGGAUGCAGAAACUAACCGUUACACCUGUAUUUAGGUGUCAACAUGUGCUUCAUACAAUAUAGUCAGCUUUAUAGUCUUUUUAAAUGUGAAAGCAUUAUAUAAACACA
Molecule: messenger RNA, 1804 nt
Organism: Plectropomus leopardus (leopard coralgrouper)
Lineage: Eukaryota; Metazoa; Chordata; Actinopteri; Perciformes; Serranidae
Gene: arf3b
Product: ARF GTPase 3b
Molecular function (GO): GTP binding; GTPase activity
Source: RefSeq, a predicted model, not a curated record